Molecule: messenger RNA, 1644 nt
Organism: Venustampulla echinocandica
Lineage: Eukaryota; Fungi; Ascomycota; Leotiomycetes; Helotiales; Pleuroascaceae
Exons: 2
Coding region: 1-1644 (547 amino acids)
Source: RefSeq, a predicted model, not a curated record
AUGGCAAGAUUUCUCAUUCUUUUUUGGGUGCUACGACUUGCAGCAGUUAUAGCAGCUGCUGAGAAUCCCCACAUCACAGACCUUCCUGCCUUUGGUUCACUUGCGCCAUGCGCUGCUUCAGGUGUUUCCUACGUCGUCGAAGGCCUGACGGGGAGCAAAUGUCCGACUGAUCUCGCCCAACUUGUGUCUUGCGCCUGUACGAAAGAUUCGAACUCGGCUGUGGUAUUAGCGAGCAUCACCAGCAAUGUCAAGUAUUACUGUGCCUCGACGGCCACCGAAGAUAUCGCAUCGGCAUCCGCAGUGUUCAGUGGCUACUGCAAUCAAGGGGGAAGCGUCUCAGCAGCUCCAACCACGAAAGCAAGUGGAAGCACGGUUUCUCAAUUUAUCACCGACCUGCCAGCCUACAUGGACCUCGCGCCUUGCGCUGGUUCAGCCAUCUCCUAUGCCGUUCAACACCUUAGCGCGAGUAAAUGUCCUGCGGAGGCGUCGGGGCUCCAGAGCUGUGCGUGUACGAAGGACCAGAACUCGGUCGCAGCGAGCCAAUCUAUCAACAGCCAAGUCAAGUAUUACUGUGGCUCAACUCAUACCGAAGAUAUCACCUCUGCGCUAGGCGUGUUUGCUGGUUAUUGUGGUCUGCCGUCAACGAGCAACUUUCCAUCGGCUUCCAACCUUCCAGGACGUGUCAGCUACUAUAUUACCGACUUGCCUCAGUUCGAGUCACUGGCUCCAUGUGCUAAAUCGGGCGUUUCCUAUCAAGUAGGAGCACUAACCAGGAGUAUUUGUCCCAUAGAUCCUAUGGCCCUGGUAUCAUGUGCUUGUGUGAAGGACAACAAUUCCCAGGGGAUGUCCGCUGAUCUUACGAGCCAGGUAAAAGCCUACUGUGGUUCUACAGCUAGUGCAGAUAUUACCAGCGCAUUGGCGGUAUUCGAUUUCUACUGCAGUGCCGGUAAAGGGUUGGUAACUCCACAAGGCGUAACAGCUUCGGUAACUGGUGGAAGAACAGCCACAGCAGGCAAGACUUCAGGAAGAUCGACGGCGACUGGAGGUACUGCUGGCUCGUCCGACUCAGACUUCAACCGUACAGUCUCAAAAGCCGUGCCCAUCGCUGCUAUCGCAGGCGGUGUGAUUGGCGGUCUGAUCUUCAUCGCCGCUGCUCUCUUCCUCAUAUUCCGAUACCGACGGCAACGUCGGCGGAACCAACCCUCUCGCCCAAUGAAUCUGAACCCUAACCCAGGAUUCCAACCUCAACCUCAACCACCACCACCAGGCUAUGAUUACGGCAAAACAGAGCUCCCUGAUAACCAGACGACCUAUAUUCCUCCUCCAGCUCCAAUUGCGCGAAAACCUACCCCCCUGAAUCCCCCAGUAAGCCCUAUGAGCGAGAAGACGCAUUCAUAUGUUGGCACGCAAGCCAGUGAGAUGCCGACCCCACCCGCGCCUGUGAGGGCCGAAUUGCACCCUGACGCGGCCAUGACGCCAAACCGGGCGGAGAUGGCCACUCCAACUGGCUUUCCCCCACAAGAAUUACCACCGAACCAACAGCAGUAUGGGCAUCCAAGCCCAAACCAGUACCACGAGGUCCCUGGCAUGAGCGCAACCUCGGGACCUAUAUAUGAGAUGGACGGACGGCACGGGCAUGCUUAG